Messenger RNA from Naumovozyma castellii, 2361 nucleotides. It is a transcript of the gene PPZ1, whose product is annotated as salt homeostasis regulator. The transcript has a single exon. NCBI's taxonomy places the organism in Eukaryota, Fungi, Ascomycota, Saccharomycetes, Saccharomycetales, Saccharomycetaceae. The coding region runs from base 1 to 2361 and encodes 786 amino acids. The record is from RefSeq and is a predicted model, not a curated record.
AUGGGUAAUUCAAAUUCCAAGACUACCAAGAGAAAACCCUCCACCUCAUCUGCAUCUUCUACAAAUAAACCAAACUUAGUUAGAAAUGACACCUCUCACUCCAUCAAAUCCUCCAAAUCUGCAAAGUCUAAUAAAUCAAAAAAAUCAUCGUCACAUGUAAGCAGUAAUGCCAAGACUGAAAUGCCAUCUAUAUCGACCCCUAAUGACAAUAAUAUAUCGAAUAACGAGUCACUUCCUGCAUCUGAACCUCAUCAGCAUUCACAUUCACGUUCACAAUCGCAUUCAUCGGUGUCUGGAACACCGAGAAUAAAAACUUCUAAGAGUGCUGAGAAUGUUAAUGCAAGGAGAGACGACGAUAAUGAUAAUGAUUCAUCUUCUAGUCGCAAUAUCACUAAAAAAACAAGUAGCACAUAUUUGUUCCCUCACAGUCAUCGUCGUUCAUCGUCACAUCAUUCACAAAAUAAUAUAUUACAACGAUCGCAAUCAAAUCAAGAUGGCAGUUCAUACAGGAAAUCUUCUAUGGACGACUAUGAUCAAUCAUCAGCAAAUAAUAAUCCAUUUUUGCAUCCGUUGUCUGGUUCAAGUAAGAGACGUUCAUCUUCCAGAAGAUUAAGUAAUAAUAACAACACUGAUUUACCACCGUCCAUGAUCCAAAUGGCACCGAAAUCUCCAAUAUUGAAAAAUAGUAAAUAUACAACAUCAUCUAACUCUUUCCAAUAUUAUGAAAAUGCCUUGACUGAUGAUGAUAACGAUAAUCAUGAUGAUAAUACUUAUGAUGCACCUUCAGACAACACGUCCACAAGGCAAAACGUAAAGACGCGUCAGAGUUCCAUAAGACAUAGUCAUUCAUCCCGACCUUCUAGUAUUAGAAGUGGAUCCUCAUCAGCUAGAGUACGUAGGAAAUCAAAUAAUGUUGGUGGCGAUGAACUAUCAAGUGCUGACACAUCAUUGGCUAUACAGCGUUCCAAUUCAUUCGCCUCAUCAUUGCAUAGUAGAAAAUCAUCAUUGGGUUCAGGAGGUACCACUGCGUACAGUACACCUAUGAAUUCACCAGGAAUGCUAAGAACAAACGCUACAUAUAAUGGUGGACAUCCUGAUGACUAUUUCAAUCUAAAUAGUGAUGCAUAUGUCAAUAACGUUAAUUUGAAUGGCGAAUACUCAGGCGGUCAUGCUAAUUCUAACAUGGACAAUAUACCCACUGCUAUACCUUCCACGUCAGCAGUUCAUGACUUAAAAGGGAAUGGAUCUAAAGAUAGGUAUCCAGGCGGUGGAGGUGGUGCCAUAUCUGAUCAUAAUGAACCAUUUGAUUCGCAAGAAAAUAUGACUGAAAAUUCACCAAAUUUGAACGAUUCUACAACUGCAUUGAAGAAAAAGAAAAAUUAUAAACCUAUAGACAUCGAUGAGACCAUCCAAAAAUUACUAGAUGCAGGUUAUGCAGCAAAGAGAACUAAAAACGUUUGUUUGAAAAAUUAUGAAAUUCUACAAAUUUGCCAUUUGGCAAGAGAAAUGUUUUUAUCACAACCUUCACUAUUGGAGUUAUCACCUCCUGUAAAAAUUGUUGGUGACGUCCAUGGUCAAUAUGGUGAUCUAUUAAGAUUAUUCACUAAAUGUGGGUUCCCACCUUCAGCUAAUUAUUUAUUUCUCGGAGAUUAUGUGGAUAGAGGGAAACAGUCACUGGAAACCAUCUUAUUAUUAUUGUGUUACAAGAUUAAAUAUCCUGAAAAUUUCUUCUUAUUGAGAGGUAAUCAUGAAUGUGCCAACGUGACGAGAGUUUAUGGAUUUUAUGAUGAAUGUAAACGUCGUUGUAAUAUAAAGACAUGGAAAACUUUCAUUGAUACAUUUAACACUUUACCACUAGCGGCUAUUGUUGCAGGGAAAAUUUUCUGUGUUCAUGGUGGGUUAUCACCUGUUUUGAAUUCUAUGGAUGAAAUUAGGCAUGUUAGUAGACCUACAGACGUCCCAGAUUUUGGUUUAAUUAAUGAUUUAUUAUGGUCGGACCCAACGGAUUCUCCCAAUGAAUGGGAAGAUAAUGAACGUGGUGUCAGUUAUUGUUAUAAUAAGGUGGCCAUUAAUAAAUUUUUAAAUAAAUUCGGAUUCGAUUUGGUUUGUAGAGCUCAUAUGGUUGUUGAAGAUGGUUAUGAAUUUUUCAAUGAUAGAAGUUUGGUAACAGUAUUUUCUGCUCCUAAUUAUUGUGGUGAAUUUGACAAUUGGGGAGCCGUUAUGAGUGUCAGUGAAGGUUUAUUAUGUUCAUUUGAAUUAUUAGAUCCUCUAGAUAGUGCCGCCUUAAAGCAAGUAAUGAAGAAGGGUAGACAGGAAAGAAAGCUUGCUAAUCAACAACAAAUUCAGCAACUUCAAGAUUAG